CUAAGAAAAAGAGGAAGAAGAAGACACUAAACCUCAGGUCUGGAAAGAGAGAGACAGAAGAACAAGAAAUACACUGUCAGAGCAAAGAAUAAAAGUACGACCCCUAAGAUCAUUCCACAGGGGCAAGAUGAACUUGCAACUGGUCAUUCCUGGAUUAGUCAUCCUGCCCAUUAAACUAGUAGGGACAGCUCUGUUUCUCAUCUAUUUUCCACAGAUCUUCCCCAUGCCGGGCUCUCAAGGGACCCUCAAUUCCACAACUGAGGAGAGCAUAACAGUUGUACAGACUACCCCAGGCCUGCCUAAGACACAACCUGAUUCCGGCACAAUCACAACUACAGCUCGUGACAGAACAGCUAAACCCUUACAGUGGGAGGGGCACCGAGGGAAUUACUACUUAUUUUCUAAAGCCAAAGGGGUCUGGAGUUCCAGCCGAACAGAGUGUGAUGAACAGAGCUCAGAUCUAGUUGUCAUCAGUGACAGAAAAGAGCUGGAGUUUCUUCGUAAUAAAACAAGGGAUGCUGAUUAUUUCAUUGGACUAACUUACUCAGAGAUGGAGAGGAGAUGGUAUUGGAUUGACAAGACAGAGCUUACGAGAGGCCUAUUUACUCUGAAACCAAAGACAUUGGAGUAUGAAAAUGACUGUGCAGUUAUCAGAGCUGGAGAAGUGAGUCCUGCAUCUUGUCACCAACUAAACCACUGGAUCUGUGAGAAGACAAUGAAAUAACUCUUGUUUUGUAGGAUGAGUCCCAGCACAGGUAGUCUGUGGCACUGGAAUCCAGCUGGAGCAUUUCCCCCUAAUCUCAGACACAAAUAUGCACAUGUAUUCUCAUUUUAUUA
This is a messenger RNA of Caretta caretta (loggerhead turtle), 837 nucleotides long. Its product is annotated as C-type lectin domain family 5 member A. Lineage: Eukaryota; Metazoa; Chordata; Testudines; Cheloniidae. The record is from RefSeq and is a predicted model, not a curated record.